This is a messenger RNA of Bufo gargarizans (Asiatic toad), 3831 nucleotides long. It is a transcript of the gene AMPD1, whose product is annotated as adenosine monophosphate deaminase 1. The record is from RefSeq and is a predicted model, not a curated record. The transcript is spliced from 15 exons. Gene Ontology annotation, cellular component: cytosol. NCBI's taxonomy places the organism in Eukaryota, Metazoa, Chordata, Amphibia, Anura, Bufonidae. Bases 104 to 2314 code for a protein of 736 amino acids. Gene Ontology annotation, molecular function: AMP deaminase activity. Gene Ontology annotation, biological process: AMP metabolic process; IMP salvage.
GGAGAAUGCACACACAAGCAGUAUGACACUCUUAGCCAGACACUGCCAGCUUGCUGCCUCGUCCAGUUAUCCUCCUGCUGAGCUCUGAAGACCCAGCACCAAAAUGUCAAAAGCAGCUAAAAACACUGAUGAUAUCCGAACUUUAGCUGAGAAAGUAUUUGCAACAGAAGUUCUUAACGUCGAUUCCAAGGAAGACAUAUGUCCUUUUGAUGUGAUAGACAAUUGCCCCAUUGCACAUCAUGAGCUGGCAGAUUACAUGGCUAAGCAGGAUACCAAAGAGGCUCAAGAGAAAAGGAGGAGGCGUUUACAGCUACUAAGGACGGUGAUUGGCAAAGUUCCAGAUGAAGGACCAAGGCCUAUUGCUGUGACAGCACCUGAAGAUUCAUCCCCACUGUAUAAAACUGUGCCGGAUUUCCAGAGAGUAAAAAUCACAGGAGACUUUGCAUCUGGGGUGACUGUGGAUGACUUUGAGCAAGCUGGAAAAGGUCUGUUUCGGGCCCUGACUAUACGGGAAAAGAACAUGAGAGCCUCCCAACAGCGAUUCCCAAGAACAGUAUCCCAAUACCUCAGAGAUAUUGAAGGGGCAUCCUGGAAGGAGCAAGAUGAGAUCCACCCAGUCUUUACUGCUCGAAUUAAAAAAGGUGAGGAUCCUUUCAGGAUGGAUAACCUACCUGCUGAUCUUGGAUAUAAAUUUAAGGUCAAUGAUGGCGUAGUUUUCGUCUACCCAGAUGAUGAUGCUCUGGCAAAAGGCAGACCAAAGGAUCUUAACUACCCAGAUGUCCAUGCCUUUGUAAACGAUAUGAACUUCUUAAUUACACUUAUUGCUCUUGGACCUAUUAAGACAUAUACUCAUCGGCGCCUGAAGUUCCUGUCAUCUAAAUUUAAGGUCCAUGAAAUGCUGAAUGAGCUAGAAGAACUGAAAGAGUUGAAAAACAACCCUCAUCGAGAUUUUUACAACUGCAGAAAGGUUGACACUCAUAUACAUGCCGCAGCCUGCAUGAACCAAAAGCACCUUCUCCGCUUCAUCAAGAAAUCAUACAGAGUGGAUUCAAAUCGGGUGGUUUAUAAUUCUAAAGGCAAACAGUUGACCUUAAAGCAAGUAUUUGAAAACCUGAACCUUCACCCUUAUGACCUGACAGUAGAUUCCCUAGAUGUCCAUGCAGGAAGGCAAACAUUUCAACGCUUUGACAAGUUUAAUGCUAAAUACAACCCAGUUGGUGCCAGCGAAUUGCGAGACCUGUACCUGAAAACUGAAAACUUUAUUGAUGGUGAAUAUUUUGCCACUAUCAUUAAGGAAGUGGGAUCAGACUUGGAAGAUGCUAAGUAUCAGUAUGCUGAGCCUCGCUUGUCAAUCUAUGGGCGUUCUCCUGAAGAAUGGACUAAACUGGCUUAUUGGUUUAACAAGCACAAGGUUUACAGCCCCAACAUGAAAUUCAUGAUCCAAGUUCCAAGAAUAUAUGAUAUUUUCAGAGCUCAGAAGUUUGUACCUAAUUUUGGAAAAAUGUUGGAAAAUAUCUUCAUGCCGGUAUUUGAAGCAACAGUCAACCCAAAUGCUAACAAAGAGCUCAGCGUGUUACUCAGACAUAUAACUGGCUUUGACAGUGUGGAUGAUGAGUCUAAACACAGUGGUCACAUGUUUUCAUCAAAGAGUCCACUUCCCCAGGAAUGGACCAUUGAGAAGAACCCAUCGUAUACUUAUUAUAUCUACUACAUGUAUGCCAACAUCAGAGUGCUGAACAACCUGAGGAGGGAGAGAGGAAUGAACACUUUCCUGUUCCGCCCUCACUGCGGAGAGGCUGGCGCUAUCACUCAUCUACUUGCAGCAUUCAUGACAGCAGACAAUAUCUCUCAUGGAUUGAACUUGAAAAAGAGUCCCGUGCUGCAAUACCUGUACCUUUUGGCGAAAAUCCCCAUUGCCAUGUCACCCCUGAGUAAUAACAGCCUGUUUCUGGAAUAUGCUAAGAACCCAUUGCUGGAUUUCCAUGAAAAAGGCCUGGUAAUAUCUUUGUCUACAGAUGAUCCUAUGCAGUUCCAUUACACCAAGGAGCCUCUUAUGGAAGAAUAUGCCAUUGCUGCCCAAGUUUUCAAGCUCAGCACCUGUGACAUGUGUGAGAUUGCAAGGAACAGUGUUCUGCAGUGUGGAUUGUCCAAAGAGGAGAAGCAGCAUUGUCUUGGGGAAGACUAUCACAUGGAAGGGCCACAAGGCAAUGAUAUCCGCAAGACUAAUGUGGCCCAGAUAAGGAUGGCUUACAGAUAUGAAACCUGGUGUUAUGAGCUCCAUCUCAUCCUACAGGCUUUAAAAACAGCCGAGUAAAGAAUACUACAGGCAGUCUACACAAGUUUUAACCUCAUGGGCCAUUACUGAAGAAACUUCAAGCAAGUUUGAAUCCCCCUGUAGGUGCCAUGUUAAAAUCCUACACAGAAUUUAUAUACGACAAAAGUGUUCAUCCUAACAUUAUUGCUGUUAAAGUGCUUUUUAGCAGAUAUGCUCAUUUAGUUGUUUACCUCAUGUAUAUCUUCUCCGUGCUUUUUUUUUGGGCCUCUACUGACUCAUUUUCACCAUGUAAACAAAUCUCUCUGUUUGAAGCAUUUCCUGUUGCUGGAUCCAACCUCUCGUUUGUCUGCGUACGGCUCUGGCACUGCCCCUAAAAACACCCAACUGCCCCUAAUCCCUCCCACCCAGUUAGCUGCCUCCCCUAUCACUGCCAAUGUUACUACUUUAACACGCCCAUGGACACAACAUCACAGGAAAAAAAAAGCUGCGUGGACAUGAUCAUGAGACCACAGCCAAGAAUGGAAGAUAGAAGCGUUAAUGGUAAAAGAAUUACAUUACAAAAUUAUAGUUAGCUAGGUAAAAAAGUGUUUUAAAAUAAAAAAAAAUUAACAUUUCAAAUUCCCCGACUUUCCCGAUAAUAAAAAUAAAUAAACAAUAAAAAAUAGACAUUGCCACACCCAAAAUGCCUGAACUAUUAAAAUAUAAAUGUAUUUAUCCCGUGCGGGCUAUUAUGAAAAAAAUUAAAAUGGGCAAUACUAAAUUUUUCAACUAUUUAUCUCCCCCCCCCAAAAAUGAAUAAAAAGUGACUAAAAAGUCCAAAUGUUAAAUCAAUAAAAACUGCAUAUCACGCCACCCAAAAAUUCCUCACACAGCCACGUUGACAUAACUAUAAAAAAUUUAUGGCGGCCGAAUACGCCAAUGAAAAGAAAAAAAUAAUUUUGUACAAUGUUUCUAUUUUUUUUUCAGAAAAACUAUAUAAUUGUUGUAUCACUGUAAUUUCACUGACCUGGAGAAUGAAGGUAACAGGUCAGUUUUACCACAUAGGAAACGCUGUAAAAUCUAAACCCAUAAAACUGUAGUGGAGUUUCAUUUUUUCCAUCAUAUGCAAUAAUAAAUGUUGCGAUUAGAUAGUACAACUUGUCUGGCUGAAAUCAAGCCCUUAUAUGGCUAUCUGGAAAGAAAAAAGUUAUGGCUCCGAGAAGGCUUGGUGUAAAAAACGAAAAUCAUCCAGUUUGGAAAGGAUUAAAAGAUGUUGUCCCUGGUCUUAACAUUUCUUUGGAUAAACCUCCCAAGUGUGCCUUAUUUGAACCAACUUUGUCUUUUCAAUGUCACUCAUUUUCAUUUGAAUCAAUUUGUAAUAAUAAUAAUACAUUUACAAUUUUACUCCAGAAAGAUGAUUUGUAACUGUCUACUCUUUAUUAUAUGCAAUUUAAAGGGGUCAUCCAUACUCCUAAUAUUGAUGACCAACCUUCAGGAUAGGUCAUCAAUAUCCAAUCAGUGAGGGUCUGACUCCCAACAUUCCCACCUAUCAACAGUUCCCUGCAGCAUUUGGUGGC